CUCUCCCUGUUCAUCAGAUGACAUUGCAGCUGCUAUGAGGUCAGGCCAUUUCAUGGAAAAACCGAAAUAUUCCGGAGGAAGAACAGAAUUAGCCUAACAUAACUUAAAUUACCGUAUUUAACCAUGGUCAUUAUAAUUCAUGGAACUAGUCUAUAAAGCCUACACCCACGAUUGAUUGAUGAGGGGUUAAAAUUAAAUUUGAUUUUUGUUCAACCCAUUUUCAUAAUGGCUGUCGUUUCCCACUCUCUGGGUUUGAUCUUUAUACUUUUUUUAGAAUUCCUUGCUUGUAAUGGUGAUGCAGAGUUUCUUAGUAGGAGUAAUAUGGAGCAAUUUAAAGCUGGCAAGAAGCUAAUGUUGAUAAAUUUCUAUGCUGAUUGGUGUCGAUAUAGUGCUGCUCUCAAGCCUGUGUAUGAUAAGGCAGCUGAUCAAGUGGCAGCAGAAACUGUAAGUAUAACUUUUGAUGCCUCAGCCUUAAGCUCGGCCCAAGCUUUAUGGAAAGGCAGUGGCUAUUUUUACGGGCCCGUAAUCCGACUGUGGGUGGCUAUUUUUACGGCAGGAUGAUUUAUCUAUGGAUUUACUCAUUUUAAAACCUGGGAAACACUCUAAAAUAAAAAAAACUAAACGCUAAGGCUAAACCAACCUUGGGGACUCCUAACAUACCUAGGGGACUCAUAAAAUGACUGGGGACACUCUAAAAAAACCGCCACCCUAACCCCUAAACCCUAAAAACAAUAGCUAAGUAGAGGACUCCUAACAUAACUAGGGCUCCUAACAUAAUUAGGGAACAUAGCGAAGUAGAAAGAUAAAAAAAUCAAUUUGUUAAAGUCAAAAUUAUAAAAAAAGAAUGGUCUGAGCUGAAUUCGAACCAGUGCCCUUCCGUAUCCAACCCAGCGCCUUCCCCACUGUGCCACCACGAUCCUGAUGCCUUAUUGAUGCUGAUUGUCAUCUUUAUACGUC
Molecule: messenger RNA, 957 nt
Organism: Amphimedon queenslandica
Lineage: Eukaryota; Metazoa; Porifera; Demospongiae; Haplosclerida; Niphatidae
Product: protein disulfide-isomerase 1-like
Exons: 3
Coding region: 226-561 (111 amino acids)
Biological process (GO): protein folding
Cellular component (GO): endoplasmic reticulum membrane; endoplasmic reticulum-Golgi intermediate compartment
Molecular function (GO): protein disulfide isomerase activity
Source: RefSeq, a predicted model, not a curated record